AUGAAACUCAGAAACCAAUCAGCUGUGUCAGAAUUCCUCCUCAUGGAGGUGACAAAGGAUCGAGAACUGCAGCCCGUCCUCUUCAUCCUGUUCCUGGGCAUGUACCUGGUCACUGUCCUGGGAAACCUUCUCAUCAUCCUGGCCAUCAUCUCUGACUGCCACCUCCACACCCCCAUGUACUUCUUUCUGUCCAGUCUGUCUUGCACUGACAUUUGUUUAAGCACAACCACGAUUUCAAAGAUGCUGGCAAGCAUCCAGACACAGAGUCGGAGCAUCCCUUACACAGGCUGCCUCACCCAGAUGGGCUUUGUCCUGGUCUUUGCAAGUUGGGAAAGUUUUCUUCUUGGCAUAAUGGCCUAUGACCGCUAUGUGGCCAUCUGUCACCCUCUGAGAUACACAGUCAUCAUGAGCCCUGCCCUCUGUGGCCUGCUGCUCUCACUCUCCCUGUCCAUUUGCACAGCAGAUGCCCUGCUCCACACUCUGAUGGUGCUGAAGCUAUCCUUCUGCACAGACUUCAAAAUCCCUCUUUUCUUCUGUGAAGUUGUUCAGGUAAUCAAGCUGGCGUGCUCUGACACCUUCAUCAAUGACUUUCUGAUAUAUUUUGCAACUUGCACCUUAGGUGGUAUUCCUCUGUCUGGAAUCCUUUUUUCUUAUGCUCAGAUAGCCUCCUCUGUUUUGACAAUGCCAUCAUUGGGCAGAAAGUAUAAAGCCUUUUCCACCUGUGGGUCUCACCUCUUAGUUGUUUCCCUGUUCUACGGGACAGGUUUGGGGGUGUACAUCAGUUCUGCAGUUUCUGACUCUUCAAGGAGGAUUGCAGUGGCUUCGGUGAUGUACACAGUGGUCACUCCCGUAUUGAACCCCUUCAUCUACAGCCUGAGGAACAGGGACAUGAAGAGAGCCCUGAGUGAACUCAUUGGUAGGGUACCUUCUCUUCUGCAAUUGUAUUUUCUGCUUUGGAUUGGAGUUUAA
Molecule: messenger RNA, 969 nt
Organism: Nycticebus coucang (slow loris)
Lineage: Eukaryota; Metazoa; Chordata; Mammalia; Primates; Lorisidae
Product: olfactory receptor 7G2-like
Exons: 1
Coding region: 1-969 (322 amino acids)
Biological process (GO): G protein-coupled receptor signaling pathway
Cellular component (GO): membrane
Molecular function (GO): G protein-coupled receptor activity; olfactory receptor activity
Source: RefSeq, a predicted model, not a curated record